Molecule: messenger RNA, 1779 nt
Organism: Clavispora lusitaniae ATCC 42720
Lineage: Eukaryota; Fungi; Ascomycota; Pichiomycetes; Serinales; Metschnikowiaceae
Source: RefSeq, a predicted model, not a curated record
AUGACCAAAGAAUUUCACGAACAAGAUCUUUUGUUGAAGGUAAACGCCCAUAAAACAAACCGCAUCCAAAUACGAAUUCAUUGGGUACCUGUUAAUGUCAUGCCUUUUUCAAAGAAAAUACGAUACGAAGGAGAAAUUCAAGAGAGUCCAUUACCGCAGUUGUUGGAUAAUAUUCAUGCAAAGGGAAUUGAUUUGCGUAUUUGCAAUGACCCUCUUUUAGCUACCCAUUACAUCGUGCUCUCGGACCAUGUUGAUUUUGCGUAUCAAAUUGCUGUUCUGAGGUCUAUUCCUGUUGUGACGAGCCAUUGGACAGAUUGCCUAAUGAAGACACCCCAUGAUAUUAAUAAGUGGCUAUUUCAUCCCACCGCAGAUCUACUAUUGCCUGGUACUCCAAGCAACUAUGUGUUUCCUGAUAAAAGAAGACCUAGCCUCUUGGAAGGAAAGGAGACUGUAAUAUGGCAUCUGGAGAACAUGAAACAAGUCACGCGACUAGAGUCAUGGUUGAAGUGUCUUGGAUGCUCUGUUAUCUGCUUGUUGAAUGAUCAAGAAAAUAAAACAUCAGCUUUAACUACUCUUCAGCGAAUGGUAAAUACUAAUGCGGUCUUCGUUUUCAAGGUCUCUGGUACCGACAAUUUGAUGAACCUUUUUGGUGAGCAAGUCAACCUGACUAAUGAUCUUUGGAACGCAGUUAAGUCAGUUGAUAUAAAGAACUUGAAAUCUUUUACAACUGCUAAUCCUGAAGUUGAGAUCACUGGUGUCAAAGAUGAAGAUACUCCUAGAUUUUCACAGCGAAGGAAGCGACGAAAAGUGGAGCGUGUUAAUGAUACUGACUUUUUUCAAUUUAGUUACCCUUCUAGCUCUAUCACUAGCCACAAUGCUGUCACUGCUGACAACGAAAACUCGCAACUUGAAAUCGAACCGCCUUCUCAAAGCAACGUAGAAGGGGAUUUUGUGGGUAGAAACACCUCGGAAGACGAAGAAAACAAAACCAGAAUCGAGUCAACAGCACAACAAGAUGCGAAACAAAUUGAAACUGGAGAGACUAAUAUUGCAAUGCAAAAUUCGGAACAACGGGAGAAACCCUCUGGUGACGCAUCACAAAAUGCCGAUAGCGUAAGGGAACCACUGGAGGAGCCAGUGACUAAAAAAUUCAAAGUGAAUAAGAAUGCAAAAUGGAUCGUGCCCCAAAUUUCUUUUGCGGAUGCUGUUCGUGCCACAAAAGAAGAAGCCGAAAAGUCUGCUAAACAUGAAUUAGAAACCGCAGGGGUUGAUUUCGUUCAUGAUAAUUUACUGAAACUUGCAAUAGUGGAAGAGGUAGAUUUCGCAGUACCAAGAAAGACUAAAGCUCAAGCUAAUGUUGAUCCAAGAUACAAGGGUAGACCCAAUUUCAAGGCAUUCAGGCGAAGAAAUAAAGCUGCUCAUACUGUCACUCGAACAUUUUUGGAGCUUUAUGAGGAUGAUUCACUCAAUGAAAUUCGAUUUACUGACCAUGGUUCUACUGAUUUCGAGGCGGCCGAAAGGAUUGAAGUCGACUUUGCGAAGGAGAUGAAUGACGUUAAAGGUUAUCAACCUAAAAUUUCGCAACUUUUCGUGGACGAAGCAUCUGAUACCGAGAUUAGGGAAGAACGCGAGGAUGCUGAUUACGAUGAUAAUACAUUUUCUUUUACCACGCGUGGGAAGUCUACGGAUGUGCUCAUUGAUUCCGCUGGUAGUCAUGAUUAUAACGAUGGAGGCGAUGGCGAUGGCGAUGAUUUUAAAUUUGCUUUUUCACGAAGGUGA